UGGAAAGUAGUCAAUCGGAAAAGAAAGAAAAACAAUAGUCAAGGAUCAUUUACGGAUAGUGGAAAGGAGGAUCACGUGAGUAGGAAAAAUAUAGAGGAAUACAAAGUAAUGAUGAAAUUUGCAGAACCUGGUAUGACGAUAAACCCGAUUAAACUGACCAAAUCUCUGAACAAAGCGUUAGGAGAAAUAAAUAGUGCAAAGACUCUGAGAGAUGGAAACUUGAUUAUCAUGUGUAAGGACGAAAAACAACAAAAUAAGGUACUAAGUAUAAAUUCGAUGCUUGGAUACUCGGUAUCAUGCACAUUGAUGAAGACGAAGCCUUGGGUUAGAGGCGUAAUAACUGGAAUUCCUACUGAUGUACAUGCUGAUAAAAUUAAAAGUUGCGUUGAAGGGGGGGAAGGUAAUGGAGCAAAACGGCUUCAAUAUGUGAGAAAUAAAGAAAGGAUGGACAGUCUAUCGGUUAUGCUUCAGUUUGAUGAAGAAAGAAUGCCAGAGAGGGUAAAAAUAGGAUAUGUAAGUUAUCCAGUAAGACCAUACGUACCUCCUCCACUUAGAUGCUUCAAGUGCCAGAAGUAUGGACAUGUUAGUGCAGUUUGUAGAGGAAGACAACGUUGUGCGAGAUGUGGGGGUGAUCAUGUAUAUGGUAAAUGUGGCGAAGGAGCGAAGGCAAAAUGCUGCAACUGUGGAGGUGAGCAUAGUGCUGGAUUUGGGGGAUGCAUUGCUCACAAACAUGCUGUGAAAAUUCAAAAUGUGAGAAUAACUGAGGGGUUGACUUAUGCUGAAGCAGCCCAAAAAGCAAAACAAAACGAACAGAUACAGAGAGAGAUAAAAAUACAAGAAUGGACUGGGAAUACUGUGGCUCAGAGAAAGACAAAAGAGGAUAGUUUGGUGAUCGGGAAAAUGGAAUUUGUUUCAUUUAUGGCUGAAGUGGUAAAUUGUUCUGCUCAAACAGAAAGCAGAACGGAGAGAAUUAAAAUCAAAAUAAGGGCAGCUGAGAGAUACUUGAAUGUAGCAGGUGUAACGUUGGAAAAAAUAAAUGACAUGCUAAAGACUCAAUCUAGUACUCAAACAACAUAUGGAAGUACAUAAUAAUAAUAAUAAUGCUUUUAACGAUUCUGCAAUGGAAUGCCAGAAGUCUUAUAGCAAAUGGUCCAGAAUUUAAAAAGUUUAUAGAUCUUUUAAAUAAGAAACCAAACAUAAUUUGUGUACAAGAAACAUGGUUAAAACCUAAAUUAAAUUUUGUUCUGCAAGGAUAUAAUAUUGUAAGAAAAGAUAGAAAGACAGGUAAUGGAGGUGGGGUGGCCACUUUUAUAAAAAAUGAAUUAGAAUACAGAGUCAUUAAUGAGAUUGAAGAACAUGAAGUGGUGGUUAUAGAUGUAUAUGCAGAGAAACAAAAUAUCAGAAUAAUAAAUUAUUAUAAUCCUUGUCGUAGAUUAAGUAAAGAUUUAGAAAAGGUUAUUGGGUCAGGAAAUCAUAAAAUAAUUUGGUGUGGAGAUUUU
Sinocyclocheilus rhinocerous is the source of this 1499-nucleotide messenger RNA. RefSeq lists its product as uncharacterized. Lineage: Eukaryota; Metazoa; Chordata; Actinopteri; Cypriniformes; Cyprinidae. The coding region runs from base 109 to 1089 and encodes 326 amino acids. The record is from RefSeq and is a predicted model, not a curated record. The transcript has 2 exons.